This is a messenger RNA of Prunus armeniaca (apricot), 282 nucleotides long. The record is from the annotation of a GenBank genome assembly. Lineage: Eukaryota; Viridiplantae; Streptophyta; Magnoliopsida; Rosales; Rosaceae.
AUGGAAGUUGUUUUGCCUCUAGAAAUUCAAAUUCCAUCAUUAAGGAAGGCCAUACAAGCUCAUAGUCCAUCAUUAAGGAAGGCCAUUCAAAUCAAAUUAGUGUGGUUGACCACCGCACCUAUGAUCUACAGUGAUGCAUCAUUACAAGAUUUGGGAUGUGUAUUGAUGCAACAUGAUCAGGUGAUUGCUUAUGCCUUGAGGCAACUCAAGAAGCAUGAGCAGAAUUACCCUACCUAUGACUUGGAGCUUGCCGCAGUGGUGUUUGCCCUUAAAAUUCGGUGA